UGUCACACACCCACCCGUUGUCUAUCCCUUCAUUUUUCUUUCCUUGCGUUUUUUUCUUUUGUUUCCAAAGAGAGAGAGAGAGAGAGAGAGAUAGAAGCUGAAGAAGAAAUAUUGUGGAAUAAUCGGCUCUGUGUUCUAAGGAUUUCUGUCUGUUUGUCUCGAAACUUUAUUGGUUCAGCCUGAGAAGAUAGUUCAGACGAUCUUUCUUAUAAACUCAGAAGUUGGAUUUGGUCAGAGUAAUAGAAGAUGGGUUACAUGUGUGACUUCUGUGGUGAACAAAGAUCAAUGGUGUACUGUCGAUCCGAUGCUGCGUGUCUCUGCCUCUCCUGUGACCGGAGUAUUCAUUCAGCUAAUGCAUUGUCCAAACGACAUUCUAGGACACUUGUCUGCGAGAGAUGCAAUGCACAUCCUGCUACAGUUAGGUGUGUUGAAGAAAGGGUUUCACUCUGUCAAAACUGUGACUGGUCAGGCCACAACAACAACAACAAUUCUAAUUCUUUGUCAAGUCAUCACAAGAGACAAAGCAUAAGUUGCUAUUCUGGUUGCCCUUCAAGCUCGGAGCUCGCCUCUAUAUGGUCUUUUUGCUCGGACUUAGCUGGACAAUCCGUUUGUGAACAAGAAAUUGGUAUGAUGAAUAUAGACGAUGAUGGUCAGACCAACCAAAACUGUAAUGAGGAUAAGAAAGAUGUCAUCGUUGGCUCCUCUUCAAGGCUUGAAACCAGUUAUGCAGCACAUGCAAACUCACCAUUUGCUAAGGAUAUUGGAGUGUGUGAAGAUGACUUUUAUGAUAACUUGGGUAUGGAUGAAGUUGACUUGGCACUUGAGAACUAUGAAGAGCUCUUCGGUACUGCCUUUAACUCCUCAGGACAUCUCUUUGGACAAUGUGGAAUCGAUAGUCUUUUCCAGAAACAUCAAGCAGCUCCUGAGGGAGGGAACUCAGUGCAACCAGCUGAGAGCAAUGAUUCAUUCAUGAGUUCUAAAACCGAGCCAAUAAUUUGCUACACAUCGAAGCCAGCACAUUCCAACAUAUCUUUCUCUGGAGUCACCGGAGAAAGUUGUGCUGGAGAUUUUCAAGAAUGUGGUGCAUCAUCUUCCAUGCAGCUCUUGGGGGAUCCACCAUGGUAUCCUCAAACAUCACAGGAUAAUAAUGCUUUCUCACAUUCAGUUACUCGUAAUAACGCGGUUAUGCGUUACAAGGAAAAGAAGAAGGCUCGCAAGUUUGAUAAGACAGUGAGGUAUGCUUCUCGGAAAGCAAGAGCUGAUGUGAGAAGGCGUGUAAAGGGGAGAUUUAUCAAAGCUGGUGAAGCUUAUGACUAUGACCCACUCACUCCAACCAGAAGCUACUGAAUGAUUCUCUAUGAAAGGUAAACCUUUAGUAGAUACUAGGGAAAAGGUUAUGUGACUUAUGGAGAGAGUUCUGAAGUCAGAAUCUUGCAAACUGUGAAAAACAAGACUAUUUACUCUGGUAUGAUAAGACACUAAACUGAUGGUUUAAGCAAUCAUUCUUUAUUGGGAUUCAGUCAGUUUUUUUUUGGCCUCAGAAGCUUCAUUCUUGUUCAGAGGGAUCAUUCCUUGCUGCUACAGGCAUUACACAGAUCAGAGUUCCAUGAGUUUUGUUCUUGGCAGGGAGAUUUAGGGUAAAUAAAUAAACAAUAUGAUUGUAUACGCCUUUCUUUUCCAUUUGUAUGUAUGCUGCUCAUAAAUGCUUUUCUGUUUUGCUCUCGGCAGCAUUCUUGUAAAUUAAAGACAUUAUCUAGAAUCUUUCAGACAGUUAUUGAAC
Messenger RNA from Brassica rapa (field mustard), 1780 nucleotides. RefSeq names its product zinc finger protein CONSTANS-LIKE 9. Gene Ontology annotation, molecular function: zinc ion binding; protein binding. Lineage: Eukaryota; Viridiplantae; Streptophyta; Magnoliopsida; Brassicales; Brassicaceae. The record is from RefSeq and is a predicted model, not a curated record.